Strigops habroptila (Kakapo) is the source of this 975-nucleotide messenger RNA. Its product is annotated as olfactory receptor 52K2-like. The record is from RefSeq and is a predicted model, not a curated record. The coding region runs from base 1 to 975 and encodes 324 amino acids. Lineage: Eukaryota; Metazoa; Chordata; Aves; Psittaciformes; Psittacidae. The transcript has a single exon. Gene Ontology annotation, biological process: G protein-coupled receptor signaling pathway. Gene Ontology annotation, cellular component: membrane. Gene Ontology annotation, molecular function: G protein-coupled receptor activity; olfactory receptor activity.
AUGUCCUACCCAAAUCACUCCAGUCCCUCAUCCUUCAUCCUGACAGGCAUUCCUGGGCUGGAGGAUGCUCAGUUCUGGAUUGCCUUCCCAUUCUGCACCAUGUAUUUUAUGGCAGUGCUGGGGAACAUCACACUCCUCCUGGUGAUUAGGAUGGACCCAAACCUGCACUGGCCCAUGUUUUACUUCCUCUCCAUGCUGGCUGCUAUUGACCUCAUGCUCACCAUUUCCAUCGUGCCCAAGUUCCUGAGCAUCUUCUGGUUCCACUCCCAUGAGAUCACCUUUGAGGGCUGCGUGGCCCAGAUGUUCUUCAUCCACAGCUUCUCCAUGGCAGAAUCAGGGGUCCUGCUCACCAUGGCCUUGGACAGAUACUUGGCCAUCUGCAAGCCCCUGCACUACUCUGCCAUCCUGACUGGCUCCACCAUUGCCAAGCUGGGUCUGGCUGCUGCAGUAUGUGACAUUGUGAUCAUCAUCCCUCUGACAUGCAUGGUGACCACCCUGUCCUACUGCGGCCCCCGCGUCAUUCCCCACUCCUACUGUGAGUGCAUGUCAGUGGUGAAGCUGGCCUGUGGGGACAUCCAGCCCAACAGCAUCUAUGGGAUCACGGCUGCCACCGUCAUUGUGGGCUUGGACUCCAUCCUCAUCGCUGUCUCCUACGUGCUGAUCCUGAGGGAGGUCACAGGCCUCUCCUCCAGGGAGGCUCGUCUCAAGUCCUUUGGCACCUGUGGCACCCACAUUGGAGUCAUCCUGCUCUUCUACCUGCCCAGGCUCUUCUCCUCCUACACUCAGCACUGGGGCCAGAGCAUUCCCGUGCACCCCUGUGUCCUGGCGGCUGACCUUUACCUGCUGGUGCCUCCCAUGCUCAACCGUCUCAUCUAUGGGAUGAGGACCAGGCCCAUCCGGGAGCAGGUGCUGAGCCUGAUCUGGCAGAAAGGGAUCCAGCCUCCAGCCCAGGUCCUGACCUCAGCCCAUCGCUAA